AUGACUACAGCAAGAUACAGGCCUACCUGGGACUUGGUACUUGACCCAUUAGUGUCCUGCAAGCUCUGCCUUGGCGAAUAUCCCGUGGAGCAGAUGACAACAAUAGCACAAUGCCAAUGCAUCUUCUGUACCCUGUGCCUAAAACAGUAUGUGGAACUUUUGAUUAAAGAAGGUCUAGAAACAGCAAUCAGCUGCCCUGAUGCUGCCUGCCCAAAGCGAGGUCAUCUGCAAGAAAAUGAGAUUGAGUGCAUGGUUGCAUCAGAAAUCAUGCAAAGGUACAAGAAGCUACAGUUUGAAAGAGAAGUGCUUUUGGAUCCAUGUCGGACUUGGUGUCCAUCCUCUACUUGCCAGGCAGUUUGCCAGCUCCAGGAAUCAAGCCCACAGGACCCCCAGCUGGUCCAGUGCAAGGCCUGCGACAUUGAGUUCUGCUCUGCUUGCAAAUCUAAUUGGCAUCCAGGUCAAGGCUGUCAAGAGAACAUGCCAAUCUCUUUUCUUCCAGGAGAAACAAGUUCGGUUUUUAAAAUGGAAGAAGAUGAUGCUCCAAUCAAACGCUGUCCAAAGUGCAAAGUUUACAUUGAACGAGAUGAAGGCUGUGCCCAAAUGAUGUGUAAGAACUGCAAACACGCCUUUUGCUGGUACUGUCUGGAAUCUCUUGACGAUGAUUUUCUCCUUAUACAUUAUGACAAAGGACCUUGUCGAAAUAAGCUGGGACACUCCAGGGCGUCUGUUAUCUGGCACAGAACACAGGUGGUAGGAAUUUUUGCAGGAUUUGGUCUUCUACUUUUGGUGGCCUCCCCUUUUCUUCUGCUUGCUACACCGUUUGUUCUGUGCUGCAAGUGCAAAUGUAAUAAAGGAGAUGAUGACCCUCUACCUACCUAGACUGAGAGAAGAUUGGACUCAUCACAACAUGUGUUAUGAUUUUAUUGUUGCCGUUGAUGUUUCCCUCUUGCACUUACAUUGCUGUAGCCUUACUUGCCCUGUUCUGCUUCUCGUUGACGCACAGUCUUGGUUCCAGGAGCUCUUGUUACUACUGUUGCAUAGAUCAAUUGAUAAUAGACAAAGAGGGUAAUGGAAGGUGAGUUUGGUGCUAAAGGGAGACCAUGGACCUGGGAAACUAUCUGAACUGAAGAGAUGACACUGCUAAAAAUAAUGCAAAAAUUUUCU
Tauraco erythrolophus (red-crested turaco) is the source of this 1164-nucleotide messenger RNA. NCBI's taxonomy places the organism in Eukaryota, Metazoa, Chordata, Aves, Musophagiformes, Musophagidae. The record is from RefSeq and is a predicted model, not a curated record.